This is a messenger RNA of Pogona vitticeps (central bearded dragon), 1527 nucleotides long. RefSeq names its product carboxypeptidase A2 (gene CPA2). Lineage: Eukaryota; Metazoa; Chordata; Lepidosauria; Squamata; Agamidae. The record is from RefSeq and is a predicted model, not a curated record. Gene Ontology annotation, molecular function: metallocarboxypeptidase activity; zinc ion binding. Gene Ontology annotation, biological process: proteolysis.
CCAAUAUGUGGCUGAUUUUGCUUCUUGGAAUCCUCAGCAGAACUACCUGGGGUCUGGAAACAUUUGCUGGAGACCAAGUUCUCCGCGUGGAGCCGUGCAAUGAAGCGCAGGUCCGCCUGCUGAAACAACUCCAGGCGAGGGAACCUUUGCAGCUUGAUUUCUGGCGGUCCCCUGCAAACGCGAACGAAGCCGUGGACAUUCGAGUGCCUUUCGCCUGCCUCCAAGACGUCAAAGUCUUCCUCGAGUCCCGUCAGAUAAAAUACAGUAUCCUGAUUGAAGAUGUCCAGGCUUUGAUUGACGAAGAAACCCGGGAGAUGAACCUCAGUGAGCGGAAGGAACGUGGGAGCCGGAGCUUCAACUAUGGGGCUUAUCACCCUUUAGAAUCCAUUUAUCAAGCGAUGGAUGAUCUUGUGGCCGAACACUCGGAGAUUGUGAGCAAACAGCAGAUCGGAGAGUCUUACGAACAACGACCUCUUUAUGUGCUCAAGUUCAGUACUGGAGGAAAGAACCGCCCUGCGAUCUGGAUCGAUGCGGGGAUCCAUGCUCGAGAGUGGGUCACCCACGCCACUGCCCUGUGGACUGCGAAAAAGAUGGCCUCUGACUAUGGGCAAGAUCCUUCUGUGACCUCCCUGUUAAACACAAUGGAUGUGUUCCUGAUGGUUGUUGCCAAUCCCGAUGGAUAUGUGUUCACUCACACGAAGAAUCGUAUGUGGCGAAAGACCCGCUCCAAGACUCCCGACAGCAGUUGUAUUGGAGUAGAUCCCAACAGGAACUGGGACGCCGGCUUUGGAGGACCGGGAGCCAGUGAUAACCCUUGCUCAGAUUCUUACCAUGGACCCAAACCCAACUCCGAAGUGGAAGUGAGGUCCAUCGUGGAGUUUAUCAAGAGCCACGGAAACGUCAAGGCAUUUCUUAGCAUCCACAGCUACUCACAACUCCUGAUGUUUCCCUACGGAUACCAGUGCUCCGAAAUCAACGAUUACGCAGAGCUGGACGACGUGGCCCAAGCUGCCGCCAACGCCUUGGCCUCCCUCUACGGGACCCAAUACAGAGUCGGACCCAUCUGUUCUGUCAUUUACCAAGCCAGUGGGGGCAGCAUCGACUGGACCUAUGACUACGGGAUCAAAUACUCGUUGGCCUUCGAAUUGAGAGACACCGGCCACUACGGCUUCCUCUUGCCUGCCAACCAGAUCAUUCCGACGGCACAGGAGACUUGGCUGGGGCUGAAAACCAUCCUUGAGUAUGUGCGGGAUCACCCUUACUGAAGAGGAGGAGAGGAAGAAAGGAGGGUGUGGCACGCGGCCAUGACUUUCCCUUCCAAAGGAGUCACCAGGAGAGCUUGGGAAAGUGCCCAUUUUGGACUACAAACCCCAGAAUCCCCCAACCUGUCCAUCCUUGCAAAAGCAGACAUGCCCUCUAGCCUGAAAUUUCACAAAUUCAGCACCCUCGGCGCAGAAUACGUAGCCACGCAAGAAGGACCGGGCUAAAGCAGAACGCACUGAGGCAGCAAUCCUUCUUCUUUGGUAA